UGUAACUAUUCAAUGAAAAACACGCAAAAAGUUUUCGUUUUCUAAUCCUGCAGUUCUCCUAAUGAAAAUAUUUUCGAAAUAAAAAACUGUGAAACUAUUAGUUGUGUUGUCUUUUGGUAAAGAAUAACAAAUCAGUAAUAUAUUACUGAUUGAAGUAUCAAUUAUUACAAAGGUGGCAAAACAGUGAAAAAUUAUACAAAUUUUAUUCCGAUUAUUGGUAGUAUUAGAAUAGUUAAACAAUAACGAUGAGAUUAGUGUAAAUUAAAGGAAUCUUUUAGGAACUAAAGUACGUUUACUUAUUGUAGUUACUUACUCGAACAUUAUCUAAAUCAAAAAAUAUAAAGAUGAGCUCUCGUCAUCGUUUAACAUCUUUUGGAGAUGUCGAACACACGAAUUUUCUCUCUGAGGAUAUUGGUGCCCUUUAUCUCUCAAAUAGUUACACGGAUGUAACAUUAAUAGUUGCAGAUCAAAGAUUUAAUGGUCAUAAAAUUAUUCUAGCAGCGCGAAGUCAGUAUUUCAGAGCUCUUUUAUUUGGUGGUUUAAAGGAAUCAACUCAGCAAGAAAUUGAAUUAAAAGGUGCAUCUGUGCCAGCUUUUAAGGGAUUAUUUAAAUACAUAUAUACUGGACAUAUGUCUCUUGCCAAUCAACGUGAGGAGGUAAUCGUUGACAUUCUUGGUUUGGCACACCAAUAUGGAUUUGUAGAACUUGAAAGUGCAAUAUCAGAUUAUCUUAAAAAAAUCCUAAGUAUAAAAAAUUUUUGUUUUAUAUUUGAUGCUGCACGUCUUUAUCAAAUUGAAUUUUUAAAAAAGUGGUGUUAUCAAUAUGUUAAUAAAUAUGCUGCUGAAAUUAUACAUCAUGAUAGUUUUUUACAAUUAAGUCCUACAGCUUUAAAUGAACUUAUUUCACGGGACUCAUUCUAUGCACCAGAAAUUGAUAUUUUCUUAGCUGUACAAGAAUGGAUCAAAGCAAAUCCCGAUGUGGAUGCAAAGGAAAUUUUAGCACAAGUAAGAUUAAGUCUUAUUUCUCUGACCGAUCUUUUAAAUGUUGUGAGACCAACUAGAUUGGUAUCUUCCGAAGCUAUUUUAGAUGCAAUAACAGCAAUAAUGGACAAAUCUUCAGAACUUGCUUAUCGAGGCCAAAUGUUAGUAGAUCAAAAUAUUGCCCUUGCAGCUUAUGGUGCUGAAGUCCUACAAGGUGAAAUGCGUAGUUAUCUUUUGGAUGGUAAUUGUUAUAAUUAUGAUAUGGAACGUGGAUAUACAAGACAUGCAAUAACAGAUACACAGGAACAUGGUAUAUUAAUUAAGUUAGGUACACAAUGCAUAAUAAAUCAUAUAAAGAUGUUACUGUGGGAUAGAGAUUUACGUUCAUACUCUUAUUAUAUUGAGGUAUCUAUGGAUCAAAAACAUUGGGUGAGAAUUAUCGAUUAUACGAAAUAUUUUUGUCGUAGUUGGCAAUAUUUAUAUUUUGAACCAAGGGUUAUGCUUUAUAUUCGUAUUGUUGGUACAAAUAAUACUGUGAAUAAAGUAUUUCAUGUUGUAAGCUUUGAAGCAUAUUAUAGAAAUCACUCAGAAAAAUUAUCUGAAGGAUUUAUCGUUCCAACAAGAAAUGUUGCUACUAUGAAAUUUGGUGCCACUGUUACGGAAGGAGUGAGUAGAAUACGUAAUGCUUUACUAAAUGGUGAUACAUCAGAUUAUGACUGGGAUAGUGGAUAUACCUGCCAUCAAUUGGGUUCAGGCUCUAUCUUAAUACAAUUAGGACAACCUUAUAUCAUAGAUUCUAUGAGAUUAUUACUUUGGGAUUGCGAUAAACGCUCAUAUUCCUAUUACAUAGAAGUAUCUAGUAAUUAUUUAACUUGGGAUUUGGUAGUUGAUAAGACUAAAGAACUUUGCCGUUCUUGGCAAAUACUUCGUUUUCAUCCAGCUAGACCCGUUGUUUUUAUACGUAUAGUUGGAACCCAUAAUACGGCGAACGAGGUAUUUCAUUGUGUGCACUUUGAAUGCCCUUCUCAAGUCGAAGAUAAGGCUCAAAAAUCACCUAUGAACCGUGGAAAACAUUUGACAAUUAAUUCUACAGAAACAGACAAAAUAGAUCAAGAUGAUGGUGAUUCGACAGACGAUUCUGUCAUUAUAGCUGCAGUACUUUAAUGUGAUCUAACGCAUACAACACUUUCGCAUGUGAUAGCGUCCAGCAAAAACUUUGAAGACUAUAGAAUAAGAAUAUUUAUAAGAGUGUAACGGUAUAACCACGAACACAUCUCAUAUAAAAUAAUAUUUAUUAAAAGAGAUCUUUUGUUAUAUCAAUAUAUUUAUAAAUUUACAAAAAGAAAAAUAGAAGUAAAAGAAUCAUAAAUUUGAACUAGGUGCUUUGUAGAUUUGAAAAAACAACUAUAUAUUAUACUCAUUGUUCGUGGUUUCUCACACUUAUAUAUUUAUAUAUAGAAUAUUUUUAUUCAAGACUUGCUCUUAUAUAUCAUAUUAAUAGAAGUACUGAUAUAUGAAGUACGUUAUAUAUGUAAUUUUUUUUAUAUAUUAUAUAGAAUGAUUUUUUGUUUGUUGAUAACAUUAUUUUUCAUUAAAGUAUAUUUAUAGUAUUCUGCAAUGUAAUAGGUACAAAGAAAUAGCAAUCAAACUUAGGUGCCAACUUUUUAAUCUCAAAAUUAUAUUAACUCUGAGCUUAUAUAUUAAUGCUAAGUAAAUCUAUUUCCCAUUUGUUUUAAUUUUAUUAAUACAAUUUUUUAAUAUGUGUAAAAACACCGUUAUAUAUAAUACGUUAUUUUUAUAUAUAACAAAUUAUAUAGAACAUAUUAAAUAUAAAACAUUGCAAAUAAUAAUAAAAUAAUAUAUAAAAAAAAUCUUAGUCUACAGAAUAGAGUUCAAGAUCGUAACAUAUUAUGUUCUAUAUAUAAAUUAUAGUGAUAGGGCAUUCCUAUAUGUCUCUAUCUUAUAAUCUGACAUUUUUUACGCACAUCACAAUAAUAUACAUUUAUUCUAUAUACACUGCAGUUGUUUCAUUUUAUUGAUUCAAGAUAAAUUAAUGUUUGGCAAAAAAAUAAUAUACUUUCUUUUUUUUAUUUUAUCUUUAGUAUUUAUGUACAAAUGGAAUCAUAUUUAUUACAUAAAUCAUUCAUUGUAUCAUUUAUUAUGUGAUCCAUUUUAAAUCAGCACACAGUGAUAUAUGAUCACUUGGAAGUACUAUAGAAGGUAAACCAACAUAUAAAGCAAGUUCUUCGUCAUUAGGCAUUGGAAUUACUUGCUCUACUUCAAGUUUAUUUUUUUCAUAAAAUAUAUAAUCUAAACAGCCUGAAAAUUCUGGUGUGUAAUUUGUAUAUAUUGGUGUUCCACAUGCACUUGCAAAACGAACAUUGUAAGUUAAAGAUACACCCUUCACAGUUUCUUCCAAAUCUGAAAGAAUUAUAUAUAAAUAAAAUUUUCAAUGAAUAAGA
Molecule: messenger RNA, 3442 nt
Organism: Vespula pensylvanica (western yellowjacket)
Lineage: Eukaryota; Metazoa; Arthropoda; Insecta; Hymenoptera; Vespidae
Gene: BTBD9
Product: BTB/POZ domain-containing protein 9
Exons: 10
Coding region: 345-2144 (599 amino acids)
Biological process (GO): adult locomotory behavior; modulation of chemical synaptic transmission; circadian behavior
Molecular function (GO): protein binding
Source: RefSeq, a predicted model, not a curated record